GCAACAUAAACUGCACCCUGAACUGCUUGAGAAAACUCUUCAUAAACCGCCGGCCGAACAGGAUACAGAUUAUGGAUACGAACCCAUUAGUGCAUCGCAGAGAUUCCAACGCAGUACUGCGACUGUGAAUGACACGGCGCAGAUUCGGGUAUGAAACGUACCGGAUCAGGGGAUGCUACAAAUGAACUCGGGCGCCCGUACUCCCCAAACAUCUCGUCACCUUCUGGUUCGCAGCGCGUUUCUUGCACAUGCAGUUGCAAGCCUACACGAAAAGGCACCACUCGCUGUCAAGGAGAUGAAGGAGAUCAAGAUCCAGCUCUGUCGCAGCAAUUUCCAUUCCAGUUCGGCUGCGGGUUCGUCGCAGGUUGGUGUUCUUUGGGUCAACAUCUGAUUCGACGCUAGUAGUACCUCAAGGCACAC
Punctularia strigosozonata HHB-11173 SS5 is the source of this 420-nucleotide messenger RNA. RefSeq lists its product as uncharacterized. The transcript has 2 exons. Bases 151 to 402 code for a protein of 83 amino acids. The record is from RefSeq and is a predicted model, not a curated record. Lineage: Eukaryota; Fungi; Basidiomycota; Agaricomycetes; Corticiales; Punctulariaceae.